CCAUUCUUUUUACGUUUACUUCCUUCAUCUGUGGGUUCGUCAGCGGGCGCUAAUAAUAAAUAUUCAGAACAAGCAGCGAGAGAACAAGUGAUACUCCAUUACUGGACGGAAUAAACCACGGCUCUCUUCGCCUUGACACUUAAGUGCCAUAUCAUUUUGUUGGGUCUGUGUUUCGGUCCCUCGCUUCAUUUAGUCUCGCAACCAUGUCUCACACUCCGCCCAACAAGAAAAACGCUUCCGGAAUCAUUAUAGAUUCCACUACUGCUGAACGAAUAGUGCCCGAGUCGCGACGAGCCGAUGGGAGUGUCCGGAAGCCCAUAAAAAUUCGGCCAGGCUUCACCCCUCAGGAAGACAUCGGUCUUUUUCGUUCUGCUCGACGAGCGGCGCGUGAUCCAAGUUAUGCUGCAGCCAAUCCGCAGAUUUCUUUGCGAUCACCAAAACUCGGUCCGCCGGUUUCAACGAAGGCGAGGCAGACUCUUACGACAGAACCAGCCACCAAAGACCGCGCCAGCAUAGAUAAGGAUAAGGUUGACUUGGAUGAUGACCUUAGCCAAGCGUUUGGAAAGAUUAACUUGGGGGAAGAGUCCCAAGAGGCGGUGAAAAAUGUCGAUGUUGAGACGAAGCUAGGUUGUAGUGCCACUGCUCUGGCAAAAGAAGCAAUUUCGGGUCGAAACCGGGAAACCCCUACUACUACUACAACUGUCGUCAACAGUACCCCCUCUAGCCCCAAAAGAGCUUCCAAUCCGGCUGCAUCAUCAUCAUAGUGACCCGUUUGUAACGAACGUAAUGGUCAAUCGAUGUUACGGUAUCAAAUGCCUAAUACGAGGCGUAUUGCACAAGUGUUUGCUGGAGCCAGAAGGGUAAAAGUCGAAAGGAUCAAUCUCAAGAAAACGAAUCAAACAGACUUCAGUACAAUGAAACUUAUCGAUGUCGAGCUUGAGGACAAACGCCCUUUUUCUCUAAUGCAAAAUUUCCUAGACGCUUGUCGUUUGUUCUCACCAACCCCAGUUCCGCUCAACUGGACUUUUGAGACAUUGUAUACGUGUCACCCGGCUAUCGCCACUUAACCUCCUCUCCACCUCCGGCACUCUUUAGAGGACAGGAGAUAAAUGGAGGUAGAGAGAUCGAGCACAUUAUUCAGCCUUAUGGAUUUCAGCGCCUUAGGAGGCCGAGAUGGCGGUCAUCCUCUUAAAACACUUCUUGUUUACGUGAAUCAUUGUGUGCUCCUGGUAUAUCUUCCCUUAUUAAGUGGAAGAAGUGUCUACCCAACGUUUACAAACGUGCCGGUGAGGCGAACUGGUCGAGCAGCAGCCGGACUCCUCAAGGGACGGGAUGAAAUGAAAAUCCAAGGCAGCGUACGGGCCCAGGCGUCUCGAGAAAGUCCUUUCUUUCUAUGGGCUAAUAACAUCGGCGGCUCGCAGUGCCCAACAUUGCGCCCCAUACCUUUUCGUCUACAUCGGCGGCGCUUUAAAGCCUCCGCGAACGGUCAUAAUGCAUCCUCAACAAUGUCACAAAAGCUAUCGUAUGGACGAUGCCCUUGAACACCAUUUCGGUCAAUCUGUUAUGAACUAAAAGAUGAGGUGGGCAAAGACAUAGACGCAUUACUAGAUGGUAUGAAAGGUGCAUCGGUCUUGUAGACUACAUUUGAAGAGACAAAGACCAGGGAUGGUGCGAAGGGUAGUUCUUUGCGUUGUAAAGAGCGAAGGAGGGAUCAGUUGCAUCGGGCAGUUUGUAGGCUGGCUAGGUGCCUUACACUCGCACACAUAUAUAAUAAUACAAGAAUCAGUCUAUCAAUCUGGCUCCCAUACAAAUGAUUAUGUGACA
This is a messenger RNA of Cryptococcus deneoformans JEC21, 1824 nucleotides long. RefSeq names its product expressed protein. Gene Ontology annotation, biological process: exon-exon junction complex disassembly. Gene Ontology annotation, cellular component: exon-exon junction complex; cytoplasm. Gene Ontology annotation, molecular function: RNA binding. NCBI's taxonomy places the organism in Eukaryota, Fungi, Basidiomycota, Tremellomycetes, Tremellales, Cryptococcaceae. The record is from RefSeq and is a predicted model, not a curated record. The transcript is spliced from 2 exons. The coding region runs from base 204 to 764 and encodes 186 amino acids.